UGAACCAGAGCGCCAACUCGCGAAGCGCAAGAAGGACUCUAACGCCUCACUCAUUUUCAAGAUAUUUUCUCCAUUUCUGAAUUUAAAGCAUAAUUCUCUCUCCACUACCUCUUGGCUUCAAGGGAACCUCUGAAAGCUUGUUCCAGCCUUUAUAGAUAGAAUCAUAGUUCCGUUGUUCAUCGCCGAGAAGAGCUUGCCGUCGCCGUCUUCCUUCAGGGAACAGAGUAGCAAUGGCUUCUUAUUGCUGUAAUUCUUUUCCAGCUAGAUCUCAUUUCAUUUCAUCAGACUUCCUCAGGCAGUUAAAAACUCCACAGCUUCUCCACAGGGCCAAAAGAAGGUUUGAUGUUUCUCCAAGAUCUUCAAAAGUUACUGCAUUUUAUGGCUUGAAGACCCCUCCCUAUAAACUUGAUGCAUUAGAGCCGUAUAUGAGCAAGAGGACAAUUGACGUACAUUGGGGGGAACUUCAUCGGAACUUUGUGGAAGGUUUAAACAAGCAGUUGGAGAAGGAUGACGUACUAUAUGGCUACACCAUGGAUGAGCUAGUCAAAGAAACAUACAAUAAUGGGAAUCCCUUACCAGAAUUCAACAAUGCAGCCGAGGUUUGGAAUCAUGACUUCUUUUGGGAAUCUAUGCAACCAGGAGGGGGUGAGAUGCCCAAACUAGGUCUCCUUCAACAGAUUGAAAAGGAUUUUGGUUCGUUUACAAAUUUUAGAGAGAAGUUUAUUGAAGCUGCCCUCACAUUGUUUGGCUCUGGCUGGGUUUGGCUUGUUUUGACCAGAGAAGAGAGACGACUUCAAAUACUAAAAACAUCUAACGCCAUUUGCCCAGUUGUGUGGGAUGACAUACCGAUAAUCAAUUUGGAUAUGUGGGAGCAUGCGUAUUAUUUGGAUUACAAGAAUGACAGAGCAAAGUAUGUGAAUGUCUUCAUGGAUCACCUCGUCUCUUGGGAUGCUGCAAUGGGGCGCUUAGCGCGAGCUGAGGCUUUUGUGAACUUGGGAGAACCUAAAAUUCCCGUAGCUUGAAAUGCUGUAGGUAGUGGUUGAUUUGAGCAUGUUCGGUAGGGUGUUGAUUUUGAAAUGAAGGGCUUAUUAGAGUUUGGACAGGUUUUGGUCAUUAUUUCAGUAGAAAACAUGCUUGUAGAGUUGUAGAGCCGCCCAUAUGCUUCUUUUGUUUGUCCAUUUUUGCUAUAUUUAAUGUAGGAUUGCAGACAAGUAGGCACUGGGGAGAUUUUGAGCAUAGAAGCAGGAAGCAAGUAGUUCAGACCUUAACCGGGAGAGAGAAGGAUUUUGUAAGUGUAAUAUAUUGGAUUGUAUUUAACCUAUGAAACUAUGCCAUUCUGUUUGUUGUUC
Neltuma alba is the source of this 1349-nucleotide messenger RNA. RefSeq names its product superoxide dismutase [Fe] 3, chloroplastic-like. The record is from RefSeq and is a predicted model, not a curated record. The coding region runs from base 231 to 1022 and encodes 263 amino acids. The transcript has 9 exons. Gene Ontology annotation, molecular function: metal ion binding; superoxide dismutase activity. Gene Ontology annotation, cellular component: chloroplast nucleoid. Gene Ontology annotation, biological process: superoxide metabolic process. Lineage: Eukaryota; Viridiplantae; Streptophyta; Magnoliopsida; Fabales; Fabaceae.